GAUAUCAUAUCAGCAAUAUCUAGUUAAGCAACUUUACUCUACAACAAUGACCGAAGCCUGGAAAGAACAACAAUUAUGGCAGCUUGCAUGCUUUCACGAAUUGCGCCGACGAGAACUGGACCCGUCCUUAGAGUUUGAGGAAUAUCCGCAGCCUGGAUCCUCUCAAGUGGCCAUGUUACAAAUCUUCGAAGACGCAUUGAAUGAAAAUAUUACUCCAGUAAAAGCAGCAGAGCGCAUCGCAGACUGGGUGCUUUCAGUGCCAGAUAUGGAUGUCUGCUAUGACAUAGACAGAGCCUAUUAUGCUAUGAUCAGAGCUUUGUUCGCAGGUGCAAGUCAACUUUCAUGCCGGAAACACCUCAAGAUCCUGGCAGAUUUUACAGUUGAACUCGCAAAUUUACCCGAUGUGUACAACAAUACUGACAGACCGAUGGAGUUCGAAGGAGGUUCCGUUGUGGUUCAGCCGGGGGAGAGGAUCAAGUUGCCUUGCGACACAGGAGGAAGCUUAUGGUCUGGACUGCCGGACUUUGGUUCGAUUAUCGGAGGUGAUCUCGAUGGCGGGCCUUCAGAUUUCUUCCGACAUUCUGAACCUGGCCACGACGACCAGCAACAAAUACAUCGCGAAGCCGAAAAGCCAUACACAAACAUCAAUACAUUCGCUGCUCUAAUAGCACAACAACACCCUCCACAAGGAUCUCCGUUGUGCAGUUGUCUCCACAACGCCUUUGCAGUGUUCGCUUUCUUGGAGUACGGUCCCGAUACACCUCGGGGAGAAUUUUCGCACCUUGUAGUUCGAGCAGCGGCUACCUGGCUCACUAUUGCAGGCGAAGAAUUAGUGAGUUUAGGGUCGCCUUCCGUCAACCGUGACUAUAUUUCUGGCAGCUUGUGGGCGGCUGAAGGCGGUACCAAUACAGUAGAUGUUAAGCGACUGCAGUUUUGGAAAGAAAGGUUCCGGCAACUCCGGGAAUCUGGACGACUUUUGAGUCAAGAGGCUGUGGAUGCCACAAUUGACGCUGCAGCAGCCCUAGACAAGUUAAUUGCUGCACGAGGUUGAGAUAUCUUCAACUCUCGAAACGUGUUACCGAUAUCACGUCCACCCAUGUUAUCCUAGGCUCGAUACUCCUCUACUGUAUAUUCAAGCAUUUACUAUAACAUUCAUUUUUUCUCCAUGUUCAUCAUGUAUUGCGUAUAUCUCCUGUAUGAAACCAUUCAUGCUCUACCAAGUAUGAAAGCAGAAAUUACUCAUUUACCUAC
This is a messenger RNA of Dothidotthia symphoricarpi CBS 119687, 1251 nucleotides long. RefSeq lists its product as uncharacterized. The record is from RefSeq and is a predicted model, not a curated record. Bases 47 to 1051 code for a protein of 334 amino acids. Lineage: Eukaryota; Fungi; Ascomycota; Dothideomycetes; Pleosporales; Dothidotthiaceae. The transcript has a single exon.